AUCCUGGUCAGAGGUUUUAGCCAAUCAAGAGCGCCACAGAUCCUUGUCACGUGACCACGACCGUUUCCUGUUUCUAUUUUACUACAUUUCCAUGGUUUUGCUUCAAAUCAGCAAAUGUGAACUUUUGAGGUGAAGAUUUCUGCUGCUGUGGGAUUUUGUUCUCACAUAUCAAAGUCCUGUGAACGCCUACUGACGUCGCUUCAGCCAGCAGAGGCAGCGAACCGGAGCAACAUGGCUAACAGCAGCAGUAACAACAACAACAGUGUGGCUUUCCAGAGCAAGCUAACCUCCAUAAUGGAAAUGCUGGCCAAAGCGGCCGUUAUAGAAAUCAGCAAACUGUGGGAGGACGGCUUCGCUGUGGUCCAGGUGGAGCUCCUUAGGAGAGAGAGCGAAAUUAAAGCCCUGAACAGAAAGCUGAUGUCAAUGGAAAACGAGCGUUUCACGACUCUUUCUCAAGCAGCUAAUAAGUCCUCAUCUUUACCAAGGAGAGAGCAGCAAAAUAAUCUGCUGCCACCUGCCGGUGAAGGGCCUUCAGUAGAUCCAGUCCAGACGUCACCUUCAGAUCAGAGCAUCCGGGAUAAGGCGGACUCUACAGCUAAUAACAGAGCACCACUAUCUGCUCAGAUGGAAGAAAAUCAACGUAAGUCGGACCUCUGUGAAGCUGAUGAUGGAGACAAAGAAGACUCCGUAGUAAAGCUGGAGGAGGAUGAUGAUGUUGAGAUUGUGGAGCAAGAAGUGGAUUUGAAUCCCAGAAGCAGUAUAGCAGGUCACCAUGAAGUGGAACGGAUCCAACGACCUGCAGAAGUGCCACAAGAAAAAGAGACCCAGCAUUGGGCGUCUGUUUCAGUGGGAGACAGCGACACAGAAAAUGAUUCUGACUGCUUCUUCGAAUCAAACCAUCUUUCGCAAAAUCUGGACUCAGAAAUCCUGCUUAUUCAAAACUCUCUGGACAUCUUUGAUAACUCAGCAGAGGCAACUUAUUCUGAUCGGCAGGCGAGGGAGAACAGGACCCUUCAAGGUGCUUCAAGUAAAUCCAGAGCUCCUGUGACUUUCAGCCAAUCACAGCCAAGUCAGCAAACAUCACAGCACGCAGACAGAGAAACAUCUGUCGGGUUCCUUUUAGAAAAACAGCGGCGAACUAGAAACAUGUCAGCUUUUAUCCCUGACAGCAGACUGUUUGUUUCAAAUGAGCCAGAGUUGCACAAAACUGUCGAGAGUCGGCGCGUUAAGGAGAAAUGGUACAUCUGCCCGUUCUGCGGCAAAAGCUUCGACCGCGUCAGCCAUCUGCAGAUCCAUCAGCGAAUUCACACAGGGGAGAAACCGUACACGUGUGAACUGUGUGGCAAGUGUUUUUCCCAGAGGAGUAACCUGCGCACUCAUCAACGAACUCACAAGGAGCCUCUUUCUCAAAAUGUUUAAUUCGAAGACGGAGAAAAGCUCAGUUUUAUUGUUUUUAUAUUCCCGAAAUAUUGCAGCUCAUUUUUACUGUGGAAUUGUUUUAUAAUACCAAUGACAUAUCUUGGGAUGUGAGGACAAAAACUAAUUCGUCUGAUUAAAGGUCUAUCCAAUUCUUAGAUCAAGAAAAACAUUUAGUCACUUGAAUCACCUUUUUCAUUGAUUAGCUCCCCUGGUUAAGAUGUGUAAGAAGCCUUAAAAUAAAUGUAUCUGUUUUUGCAGUA
Molecule: messenger RNA, 1679 nt
Organism: Girardinichthys multiradiatus
Lineage: Eukaryota; Metazoa; Chordata; Actinopteri; Cyprinodontiformes; Goodeidae
Product: zinc finger protein 569-like
Exons: 2
Coding region: 232-1419 (395 amino acids)
Biological process (GO): central nervous system development; regulation of transcription by RNA polymerase II
Cellular component (GO): nucleus
Molecular function (GO): DNA-binding transcription factor activity, RNA polymerase II-specific; RNA polymerase II cis-regulatory region sequence-specific DNA binding
Source: RefSeq, a predicted model, not a curated record